CCUUGGCAUCGCCUAGACUUCAGCAGGCUAUGAAUGUGAACACUUCUGCUGCAUUAUUUACAGCAAAGCAGAUAUUGCAUCACUGACUUCAUACCAGCGAAUCCAAAGCAGCAUCGAGAUAAAAAAUAAAAGAAAGAAAGAAGAAUCAGUCGGCUAAUAUUUAGAGAACUUCUGAGUCGAGGAAACAGCUAAACAAUGAGUUGCCAGCCCACGGACAAGGCCCCUCCUAGCAGCAGUCCAACAGUUCAGCAUGCUUCAGGAUCUACCCUGCUGCCCUCAGUGGUGUGUCAAGAAACAUGCAGCAGUGCUGCUCAGAGUCAAACAACACUGGAGUCCAAACUGAAGGCCCUGCAGUGCCACUUCACCUGGGAUCUGGACCCUAGCAGGUCCAAACUUCUCCGCCUCAGGGACAAGCUGGAGGACAUCGGCACCGAGGAGGGAAACAGCUGGCUGGGUCACAUUUACAACCUGCGUGGGUUCAUUCAGUACAAGCUGGGGUUUAAAGAAGAUGCCCAGAGUUUGUUCAGCAAGGCUGCAGAGGCCUACCGCCAGAUGAGAAACGCAGAUGAAGGUCCCUGGUUAGUGGUGAACUAUGGGAACCUGGCUUGGUUGCACCACCACGUGGGAGAACAAGCAGAGAGUCAGGCUUAACUGUCAAAGGUCGAUGCCCUGAUCAAUAAAUACCCAUCUCCAUCCCAGGAUGAGCUCCAUCCAGAGAUCUGUGCUGAAAAAGCCUGGACCCUGAUGAAGUUCAGCUCAGAACAAAAGCAGCUGGCUGCAGAUUACUUUGAGAAUGCCAUUAGGAUGCAGCCAGACAUGGUGGAGUGGCACACCAGCCAUGUCAUAGGGUUAGUGGGUGCUUAUAGGCACAACAACAAAAAACCUGGGGCUGACAUCUUGGAGAAAAUGAGAAUCGCCAAGGAGCAGGAUCCAGAGAACUUGUACCUCGCUGUUUUGUACCUUGAGAAAUGUGCUAAGAAAGGAGACAGAAUUGAAGAUGAAGCACGUGAGUUAGCCACAAAGGUUUUGAGAAAUCCUGUCAGCAGCUACAGCGGUACGAAAGCAUUAUUAAGGGUUUAUGGAAACUAUGUAUCUAUGGAUGAGGCCAUUGAUUUGGCAGAGGAGGCUCUGGAAAAACAUCCAGAUGAACGUUAUCUGAAGAGAUGUGUUGCACUCUGCUACAAAUGGAAGAUCUUCGGAGACAAGCGCCCAAAGCAAAGCAUGAUAGACAGAGCAAUCAGUCUCCACAAGGAGGUGAUUUCUCUUUACCCUCAUUAUUCACUGAUGAAGACCAUAUCACUUGCAAAUAUAUACGCAAAGUCAAAUCGGGAACAGGCUAAAGCUGAGCAGAUAUUCCAGGAACUGCUACAGAGGGAUCUGGAACCUGCAGACAAACAACUGCUUUACACCUACUAUGCAAAACAUUUAUACUUCAAUCAAAAGAACUUUCAAAAGUCAAUAAAAUAUAACAUGAAGGCAGCAGCGAUACUUCGUGAGAACAGUAUCAGAGCUCUAGAGAAGGUUCAACACAAAGGCAGGAACCGAAUGUGUAGAGAAAUAGAGGAGUUUCUGGCAAAUCUGCAAGAGUCAUAGUGUUUAUAACAGCACUGGCUCUACUCAUCAGUUGGAUUACACAUACAUUAGCAAAACUUGAAGGAAAUAUUUGGGCCAAUUGCCAAAAAGAUUAAUUCUUGUGGGAAACUUAAACGUAAAAUGAAACCAAUCAUGGCAUGGCAGGAAAAAAAAAUGGCCCAAUUCAGUGCGAACUAGAGCAGAUUUACUUGAUCAUGAUUUAGUAUGCAAGUUUUCAAAAGGUCCUUAUCUUUCUCUUCUUCCUUAUCUGUAUUGCUAUUGAAAAAUAAAUCUGAAUCUUAUGGAUCACCUGCCAGUAACAAGUAUUGUAAAAAAUCACACACCUAAGUGCACACUGAUUAUGGAGUCCCUUUUGCAGGCUUUUUUGGGAUUGUUGUGGCCUAAAAUGCCUGAUUUCAUGGCAGGUUUUCUAAGAAAUUGCAAUGCAUAUUGCAGUGUAUCAAAGGCUAUUUUUCUCUUCUUUGCAAUGAAACUCCUGGAGCUAGGGUUGCAGCUAUAUACCGGUUUAAGGUAUACCAUGAAAACUGACAAUUGUCAUACCGUAUCCAAUUGCUUAUCUAAGAUAUUGAGAAAAAAUGAAACUUGAAGGACAAUCUCAACUAUAUUUUAGUCAAUUUCAAAAGGGAGACUUACAGUACAUACUUACAUACAUACUUAUAUUUUAAAAAAUGGUUUCAAGUUUCAAUUAUAGUAAUAAAACAUUUGUUCAGCCAAAGACAACCCCUCUGAUUUCAUUCCUUUAAGGGUCAUUCUGACUGAUUUUUUUUUGUUGUUUUUUUUGAUGAUAUAUUCAAAAUUGAAGGCAUCUUGGUAUGGACAUUUUUGUAUUGAUGUGCUUCUAUUUUUUUGCAGUGACCCGUCAGAUAUCUCUCUCCUCCCCGUCAGAGUGUGUGCAUGUAUUUGAGUGUAAGUGGAUGAUAGAAAGCAGGUUGUGUUUGCAGAUUUUGAUAAGAUGUUUACUAUAUUUCUGUAAGUAUUUCCCUUUGCUCUGUAUUUUAGGUUUAUAUAAAAACAUAAUAUGCUGUCUAUAUGAAAUAUAUUCUGUUUCUGAUUAGCAAUGUAAUAGUUGAUUUGAUGUAUAACAUGAUGAAUAAUAUUAUUCUCAAAUGCAACUGACUGCAUGUACAGGAAGCAUGUCAGGUCUGUGUCUCAGUUGUAUACAACACUAUUAAAUAAACAUUAUAAACAGCAA
Molecule: messenger RNA, 2785 nt
Organism: Epinephelus lanceolatus (giant grouper)
Lineage: Eukaryota; Metazoa; Chordata; Actinopteri; Perciformes; Serranidae
Product: interferon-induced protein with tetratricopeptide repeats 2-like
Biological process (GO): defense response to virus
Cellular component (GO): cytosol
Molecular function (GO): protein binding
Source: RefSeq, a predicted model, not a curated record